Messenger RNA from Orcinus orca (killer whale), 2040 nucleotides. RefSeq names its product surfeit 6 (gene SURF6). Gene Ontology annotation, biological process: ribosomal small subunit biogenesis; ribosomal large subunit biogenesis. Gene Ontology annotation, molecular function: DNA binding; RNA binding. NCBI's taxonomy places the organism in Eukaryota, Metazoa, Chordata, Mammalia, Artiodactyla, Delphinidae. Gene Ontology annotation, cellular component: nucleolus. The transcript is spliced from 5 exons. The record is from RefSeq and is a predicted model, not a curated record. Bases 288 to 1313 code for a protein of 341 amino acids.
GAGCUUCGGAAGGGGGCGCCCCUCCACCCCCCAGCGUCCCCACUCCCCUCCGCGGCGGAGGUCGGUGUGUGCCCCACACCGCACCUGAGUAGCCUUCAGGUGGAGUAGACACGUAGAUGCGUGAAACAAGCCUGUGAAAUAUUAGAGGGAAGCAUCGCAAGGGAUGCUUAAAGGCAACGCCAUUUCCCUUGCUCGUUGGGGGCAUCCGUCUGGGAGUCUGAGGGAUUCAGCUGUAAGCCCUCCGGGCUGGAAGCUCGGCCGGGGUUUGGAGGAGGUGACCCCGUGGAAUGGCUGCUCUGCCGUUGGGCAUCGUGAACAGGCUUAGCCAGCCCUCCACGCCGGGUGGGAAGACGGCUGGCAAAACUCAAGUCUCAGACGCUGCUGGGCCCCCCAAAAAGAAGAGGAAGAGAGCACAGAAGAAAUCCCGGGAGCGGGAGGAGAAGGCUGCAGAACCCAAGGCCCAGGCUUCUGCGGAGAAGUCUCAAGCCAGGACGCCAGUGGCAGCCAAGGAGAAAGAGGAUGAGGCCCCCAGCUCGACCGGGGCCCCUGCGGAUGGCCUGGCCAGUGAGCCUGGCUCGCUAUUUGCCUUGGACGUUCUGCGGCAGCGCCUGCAUGAGAAGAUCCGGGAGGCGCGGGGCCAGGGCAGCGCCAAGGAGUUGUCUCCAGCUGCUUUGGAGAAAAGACGCCGGAGGAAGCAGGAGCGCGACCGGAAGAAGAGGAAGCGGAGGGAACUGAGAGCAAAGGAGAAGGCGGCCGAGGCCCUCGAGGGGGUGGAGGCCACCGAGGCGCCCCACGAGGAGGCUCAGGCCCAGCCGGGGCUGCUCUUCAACAAGGUGGAGGUGAGCGAGGAGGAGCCGGGCAGCAAGGCCCAGCGUAGGAAGGAGAAGAGGCAGAAGCUGAAGGGGAACCUGACGCCGCUGACGGGCAGGAACUACCGGCAGCUGCUGGAGCGCCUGCAGGCGCGGCGGGCCCGGCUGGAGGAGCUGCGGGACCAGGACGCGGGCCAGGCCCGGGAGCUCGAGGCCAAGAUGCAGUGGACCAACCUGCUGUACAAGGCCGAGGGCGUGAAGAUCCGCGACAACGAGCACCUGCUGCAGGAGGCCCUGAAGCGCAAGGAGAAGCGGCGGGCGCAGCGGCAGCGCGCGUGGGAGAAGCGCACGGCGCACGUGCUGGGGAAGAUGCAGCAGCGGCAGGACAGGCGGCGGCAGAACCUGCGCAAGAAGAAGGCGGCCAGGGCCGAGCGGCGCCUGGAGAAGGCUCGCAAGAAGGGCCGCAUCCUGCCCCAGGACCUGGAGCGGGCCGGCCUGGUCUGAGGGCCCGGAUGCCCGGUGCCAACCCGGGUGGCCACAGGCUCCGGGUCCCAGCGGAGAGCGGACGCCGCCACGUGCUUGAGAGCCUUUGGAUCCAGGGGAGGGGUGACCCAAAUCCGGGCUCUAGGCUCCUCUUGUGAGGCCGGAACGCUCUCUGAAAGUUGCGGGGUGGGGGGUGAGGGAGCAGCGAGGAGGGAGGGGGCGUCUUGAGGGGGGCUUCCCUGGCGCCCUCUUCCUCCCCCAUGUUCACAGGAGCAGGAACUGCUGUGUCUGCCCCAAACUCACUUGGAAAAGGACAAAAACCAGCCAGCUCCUGUAGCCUGCGUUGGAGUGGAGUUGACGGGCUCGGUAACUGGGAGACGGCAGGGCCGUCCUCAGGCUGCCUGGAAUUGAGUUAUUCGAAGUUAAUUUCUAAGGUGGGUGAAACCUAGAAUUUAAGGUAGACAUGCACAUUAAAAAUCCUAAGGUAACCAGUAAAAGGUAGAAACAGUGAACUAGCAGGAAGAACAGUGGAGUGGGGUGAACAGUUAUCGAUCUAGGGGGAGGCAGGAGAGAAAGAGUAAAACCUAGAACCGAGUGAGGCCAAUGGAGGGUGCACAGUCAGGGGCACAGCUAAGUCCAAGCCCGCAGGCAGCCGGGAUGAAUGCACGGGACAAAACUCAAUGAAUCUUACGGUAUGUGGAUUAUAUUUCAGUAAAACUGUUAAUAAAAUUCUUUUGACUAAACUCCA